GCACAAAGGCCUGCAGGAAGAAAGGACAGCAUGGACCAUAGCACCGGAUGCAAGUGGAUGGCUUUCUUUGGCCUGAGAGGAUAUACAGAACAUUUCCUGUAGAAUAUCCUUCAGACAAUUGCUUCUGCUGCUCUGUGUUUCUUGUGGGGUGACUACACAAACCCCAGACUUACAGACGAACAUUAAGAAGGGAAAGAAGAGGAACAGAAUGGCAUGUGCUCCAUUUCUACUUUUCAUUUCUGUUUUCUCCUUAGCUUUUAUGCAUGGGGGUCAUGGCAGUGUACAGAAUGAAGUGCUUUGUGUCAGCAAGGCCUGCUAUACAGUCCACCUGGAGAAAAACAGCUUUGCGAAUGCAAAGGAAAAAUGUAUUACCAACGGAGGAAACCUGAUAACCAUAAAAAACCAGGAGGAAGCCAACCAUGUUAACAGUUUGCUUUCAAAACUGACCAGUGGCGCUCCAGAUCAUGGGCCAUUAAAGCUUUGGAUAGGCCUUCAGCUGAAGAGCUGCACCACUGAUCUGAAUCUACUGAAAGGAUUUGCUUGGGUUACAGGGCAAGAAGACACAGACAAAAGCCAGUUCUCUAACUGGAAGCAGAAGCCUAAAGGGACUUGCACCUCCACUAGAUGUGUGACCAUGGCACUGAACCCUUCAUUGCCAGAUAAUUAUAAAUGGUCAGAUGGAAAGUGCUCUGGCCAAGCAGAUGGGUAUCUCUGUGAAUUCCAUUUUAUAGGCAUGUGCAAGAGGCUAGCCAUGGCGGGCCCAGGGGUUGUGCAUUACCACACACCUUUUGAUAUUGUAAGCAGCUCACUGGAACUUGUACCCCAUGGCUCCAUGGCUUUGGUGACUUGCCAACAAGGUUUAUUGCAAGAUGCAAAUCUGAUUUGUAGACAGCUGGAUAAUGUUGAGAAUGUCUUCUACUGGAACCAAAGCCCAGCGGGAUCAAGGUCACCAGAGCCCAUGUGUGCAUCCCCAGAUAUUGGCUGUAAGUAUAACAAUGGAGGUUGUGAACAGGAAUGUAUUGAGGAUUCCUCGGAGACUGGUUCUAUCAGAUGUGCUUGCAAGGGGGGCUAUGUGCUGGCAUCAGAUUCACUCUCCUGUGUUUUAUCACAACACUGCCAGCCCAAUCCUUGUGACUACCAGUGCAUAAACCAACUCAAUGGCUUCCAGUGCUCGUGCCCUGAGGGCUUUGUACUGCACGUCAACAAAGUCAAUUGUACUGAUGUGGAUGAAUGCCUGGCGCAGCCUUGUAAUCAGUCUUGUGCCAACACCCUGGGCAGCUUCCAGUGCUCUUGCCAGAAAGGCUUCAAGGCACAGGGAGAAAAGUGCAUAGACAUUGAUGAAUGCAUUGACUCCCCUUGUGCCCAGGAUUGUCUAAACACACACGGCUCCUACCACUGCUCCUGUAAGGAAGGAUAUGUUAAGGGGGGAGAUGGGAUAUCAUGUGUGGAUGUGGAUGAGUGCAUUUCUUCCCCGUGUGAGGUUUUGUGUCAUAACAUCCCAGGCGGAUACACAUGUUCUUGCCUAAAGGGCUUCCACUUGGCAUCUAAUGGCAUCUCUUGCAGCCCAGACUUACAGAGUGAAAAUCCUACUGAUAAUGACACUGAUGGAGGAGUAAUAGUAAGCAGUGUGCCCAAGGGAGAACCCCGUCCCACACAAAGUCCGCUGCCCUCAGACUCUUUAACUGAUUUCCCCGGCAUAAGUGGCUCUAACGACACUAAUGAUGGCACGGCUGUCACUUCUGUGUCCCUUGAGGUCGGCCAUUCAUCGGAUAACAGCUCGGUGGAUCAUAUCAAAAGCGGCACAAUGGGGGAGCAAAGGCUGAUUAUUUUGGUGAGCACAGUUUGUGCCUGUGGCGCUUUGCUGGUCCUGGCUGUGAUUGCCGGAGUUUACUAUUACAGAAAUAAACAAUCACAGAAAACAAAAUAUGAAGCCCCCAUAGCACCAGAUAAUGACAGCUGGGCCCCCGAGCAGUCUCAAUACAAAGCCGUGAGCAAUCAGUACAGGUGAUGCCUGACCCACCAGAGACACUGACUGAAUUGUACAUGAGCGUUCCCAAUUAAUCCUUAUAUACUCUAUCCACUCUCAUGCACACACUGCUAACCUCCCUGCCAUUCUCUACCUUAGGGCACAAUUGCUCUUCUCUUAUUAACAAACCUCUGUGCAUGACUGCUCUGCGCAUUACAAUGUCAGCCCAAAACAUACUGUAUUUUCCCAAUAACAGAACAGAAUUCUUAGCAACUCUUCAAUGUACAUUCAUUACAAAUGUUCUAUGGUUUGUAAGUUAUUUGUAUUGCUAUGGAAAGCAGUGUCUCUCCCUUUCUAUUCUCUGCACUGGCGGUUCAGACUGAUGAUACAAUGCAGGACAAGACAGCUGAAUAACAUACUUGCCUGUGCUGCUGGGGACCUCAGACAUUGUAACAAGCAGGAGUUAAGCAAAUAUUGAUUUCAAUAGCAAUUGUUUUUACAAAUAACUUUAAAAGCACUGAACAUUUCUAAUAAAUAGAUAUUGGAACGUUGCUUAGAAUGAUAUUUUCUUUAUUGGUCGCAUUUUUAUUUUGGGUUUGACUUGGCCUUUACUAAGGGAUAAUCUGAAAUCUUGCAAAAUAUAUGAGUUAUUUAAAUGUUACUGAUCUAAACAUAUUUUCGUUUUUAAAAUAAUUUUUUUUUUUGCAAAUUAGAAAUUGUGCUCAGGUAUAGGGUCUGUUAUCUGGAAAACAAAAGUUUGAGCCCAACAAACAUCUUACCUUGCAGUUACUAACAUUAAAAACUAUCCUUUCUGGAGAAUUGGUAUCUGGGUAAUACCUGCUAAAUCUGUAUGUGUUUGAUGCAACAAUUUCCAACUGAUUUAACGCCAGCAUUUGCUGAGCAACAUUUCCCAGCAUCCUCUGUCCAGCUGUUAUUUCAGGGAGCAACAAUGCUGUCAAUGAAAGUCAAUGUACAAUGUAGAUAAUGUAUCUUAGGCAAUUUGCAAUUUGUCUGUUUUAUAUGUAGUAAGGUUUCUGUAGCUCUCUAGUUUAGCAUUAAACAUUGUCUCCUGUUGCUAGGGGCCCUCUUACCCUAGCAACUGACAGUGGGUGGCCUGCCACACGGGUAUAUAAAUAGAAGGAGGCCUAAAAGAAAAGUAAUUGCUAAAAAAAAGAAUAAUACAAAUUUAACCUCAAAAUGAUUUUGCUUUCUGGUACCAUAGUUUUUUUUUUUUUAAUUUAAUUUACAAUAUGAUGGGUGGGAAUAUCUGCAGCACAAACAGAGAUGCGGGAAUAAUGAGGAUAUGGAGUGAACAAAGGACUAUGGGAAACGCUAGAAUAAUUUGUAUACUUUGCCAAUGAUACUCUAUGCAGUAAUGAUUCAUGUUAGUAGAGAUGUGAGAUCCCCAUCCCCAUAUGGUUAUACCAAAUAAACUUGGUCAAUUUGAAGCCUA
Molecule: messenger RNA, 3419 nt
Organism: Xenopus laevis (African clawed frog)
Lineage: Eukaryota; Metazoa; Chordata; Amphibia; Anura; Pipidae
Gene: cd93.S
Product: CD93 molecule S homeolog
Cellular component (GO): membrane
Molecular function (GO): carbohydrate binding; calcium ion binding
Source: RefSeq, marked provisional